AUGGCGACCCAGCCGGGCGAGGAGAAUGUUGCUACUCUCUUCGGAGACGUUCACUAUUUCUACGGCCCGCCGACCAGCAACCCGCCACACCACCGCUUCGACAAGGGCUCCUACAUCUACCUGUUCGAGAACGCAAACGACCGCCGCGCGCGCAUUGAGAUUGCAAACCAACCCGGUACCGAGGACCAAGAUGCCUUUGACGGAUUCUUGGACAAGACGCAUGUCCGGUACUCGUACAACCACCAGUGCAUGGUGACUCUCACAGUCGGCGAGACGACGAGCCAGAUGGAAUGGCACCUCCCGACUUACGACCCCCAGAACCAGAACAAGUACCACUACAAACUCCAUUCACUCGACAUCUACUUCUGGAAGGCCGAGGACGCGCUGCAGUUCGUCAACGGGAUCCGCUUCGUCCUCCCGCCGUCGCAGGUCGAGAUCCUCGACGAGCCUCAACACCAGCAACAGCAUCAUCAUCUCCAGGCCCGCCAGCCCGCCCCCAUGAGCUCUGUCGUGCAGCAGCUCGAGCACAUCGCCAUAUCAGACCCCACCUACGGGACGCCCGGCGCCGCCUCCCAUACCGCGCCGCCGAGCUUUCCGGGACCUCCUCCGACGUCGGCUGUGCCGGCUCCCGAGCAGCAACAGCAGCAGCCCGCAAGCUUUGUGCCAAUGGCAUACAACCCAGCCGCCCCUGCCGCUCCAGAGGCCAUCCGCCACAGGGAAAAGACACCGCCCCCGGACGACGGCGUCAUCGACCCCCUGGCCGCGGCCGUCGCUUACGACGCACAGGCCCCGUUCUCGCCGGGCUUCGUUCCACCUCCCGCCUUCCAGAGCGCGCAGGGCGUCGGCAUCGCCGGCGCGGGCCUGCCUCCCCCGCCUCCACCACCGCAGCAGCAGCAUUUUGGCGCAUCACCCACCCACCCGGUGCUCCAGCGCGCGGCGACGAUGCCCGCGCACGCCGUACACAACGGCCUCGCUUCCCCAGGGCUGACGAGCCCCUACGGAAGUCCGUUCCCUGCGUCCCCGGGCUUCCAACCGCCGCCGCCGCCGCCGCCUGCCCAACAACAACAGCAGCAGCAGCAGCAGCAGCAGCGGACCACCCCACCUGUACAGCAAACGUUCCAACACGCACCUCCGCCGCCCUCGUCGUCACAAGCCACGCCUUCCAUCGUGAGCCCCGGCCCGACUGCGGCACCUGCUGCUCCUGCAACGGCUGCGGUGCCAUCCGUCGCCUCGCCGGUCGGCUUCUCGCAGUACUCGUACGCCGGCAGCAGCGGCACGGCCACGCCUCAGCAUCAGCCGCGCGCGUUCGACUACUCGAUCCACGCGCAGGCGUAUCAGCCGACGGAGGCGGAGACCAGCAAGUACAAGGGCUACAUGGGUAAGCAGGAACCGUCAGGUAAAGUGGAGCAGAACAUGGGCCGGCUGGAAAAGGGCGUCACGGGGAUGUUGAGGAAGUUUGAGAAGAAGUUUGGUUGA
Messenger RNA from Colletotrichum graminicola M1.001, 1476 nucleotides. RefSeq lists its product as uncharacterized. The record is from RefSeq and is a predicted model, not a curated record. Bases 1 to 1476 code for a protein of 491 amino acids. The transcript has 3 exons. NCBI's taxonomy places the organism in Eukaryota, Fungi, Ascomycota, Sordariomycetes, Glomerellales, Glomerellaceae.